AAUGGAAUAGCUUGCACACAGUGGCCAGGAAGGUUACAAUGGGUUGAUAUUUCUAAAAUCAUAAAAUCGUCAAAAACACGUCAAGUAUUGGUUGACGGUGCACAUAAUCCACCUGCAGCAAAAGCCCUUAGAAAUUAUGUUGAUAAGCAAUUACAAUUACAGAAUAAAGAAGUUACAAAGACUUGUAAAGUUUGUUGGAUAUUUGCUGCCACAGAAGGAAAAGAUAUUUCGAAAAUACUUGAAUUAUUAAUGAGAAAUGGCGAUUCAUUGUUUGCUGUGAGUUUUACGAAUGUCGAGGGCAUGCCUUGGGUUAAAAGUUAUGAUCCACAAGUUAUUUUGGACUGUGUAAAUUCAUUUGAACAGAAGGUUAAUUCAAAAGUUGUAGAAAACCUAGGUGAGGCGCUCAGUCAAGCAUUUGCAGGUUACGAAAAACAAUAUCAAAUAGUUGUUUUAUGUGGAAGUUUGUACUUGGUCUCUGAUUUAUUUAGAAUGCUUCAAUGA
Messenger RNA from Racocetra persica, 501 nucleotides. The record is from the annotation of a GenBank genome assembly. NCBI's taxonomy places the organism in Eukaryota, Fungi, Glomeromycota, Glomeromycetes, Diversisporales, Gigasporaceae.